Molecule: messenger RNA, 9368 nt
Organism: Phyllostomus discolor (pale spear-nosed bat)
Lineage: Eukaryota; Metazoa; Chordata; Mammalia; Chiroptera; Phyllostomidae
Gene: PPM1E
Product: protein phosphatase, Mg2+/Mn2+ dependent 1E
Exons: 7
Coding region: 183-2444 (753 amino acids)
Biological process (GO): negative regulation of protein kinase activity; protein dephosphorylation
Molecular function (GO): cation binding; protein serine/threonine phosphatase activity
Source: RefSeq, a predicted model, not a curated record
ACGUCCGCACUCGGCGGCGCGCACGUCUGCGGGAGCCCUCUCCAGGCAACCUAGUGCUGAUCGCUCGUGGCGGUGCGGUGGUUCACCGCCCUCGUGGGAACCCGAGGCUCGAGAGUAGCCCCCCUCCCUUUCCUGGGCUUCCCCCUUGCCACUUCCCGAUCGGCCCCGGGGCUUGAGCAGCGAUGGCCGGCUGCAUCCCUGAGGAGAAAACUUACCGGCGCUUCCUGGAGCUAUUCCUGGGCGAGUUUCGCGGACCCUGCGGCGGCGGCGAGCCGGAGCCGGAGCCGGAACCCGAACCCGAACCCGAACCCGAGUCGGAGCCUGAGCCCGAACUGAUAGCGGCUGAGGCAACCGAGGCAUCUUCGGUCGAAGAGCCUGGGGAAGAGGAGGCGGCCACGGUAGCCACGACGGAGGAGGAGGAGGAGCAAGAGCAGGACCGAGACCCCGAGCCCGAGGAGGAGGCUGUGGAGGAGGAGGAGGAGGAGGCGGCGGCGGCGGAGGGCGAGGAGGACGAGGCUGAGGCAGCCCCGGGGCAGUCGGCCGUGCCGCCGCCGCCGCAGCCCCAGCUGCCGCCGCUGCCCCCGCUCCCGCGGCCGCUGUCGGAACGCAUCACCCGGGAGGAGGUGGAGGGCGAGAGCCUGGACCUGUGCCUGCAGCAGCUCUACAAAUACAAUUGCCCUUCCUUUUUGGCUGCUGCUUUAGCCAGAGCCACAUCAGAUGAAGUCCUUCAGAGUGAUCUUUCUGCACAUUACAUCCCAAAGGAAACAGAUAGCACAGAAGGGAGUGUGGAGAUUGAGACGGUGAAAUUGGCCCGUUCUGUCUUCAGCAAGCUACACGACAUCUGCUGCAGCUGGGUGAAGGACUUCCCUCUCCGCAGGAGACCCCAGCGUUACUAUGAGACAUCGAUCCACGCAAUCAAAAACAUGCGCCGGAAAAUGGAGGACAAACAUGUCUGCAUUCCUGACUUUAAUAUGCUCUUCAACCUGGAGGACCAGGAAGAACAAGCUUACUUUGCAGUGUUUGAUGGCCACGGAGGAGUGGAUGCUGCCAUUUAUGCUUCUGUCCACCUGCAUGUUAACUUGGUACGCCAGGAGAUGUUCCCCCAUGAUCCUGCUGAGGCCUUGUGCCGGGCCUUCCGGGUCACUGAUGAGCGGUUUGUGCAGAAAGCAGCCAGGGAGAGCUUAAGAUGUGGGACCACAGGAGUGGUGACUUUUAUCAGAGGCAACAUGCUGUACGUGGCCUGGGUGGGCGAUUCCCAGGUUAUGCUUGUGAGGAAGGGCCAAGCUGUGGAACUGAUGAAGCCACACAAACCAGACAGAGAGGAUGAAAAGCAGCGGAUUGAGGCCCUUGGAGGUUGUGUAGUCUGGUUUGGUGCCUGGAGAGUAAAUGGAAGUCUGUCAGUCUCCAGAGCUAUUGGAGAUGCUGAACAUAAGCCAUACAUCUGUGGGGAUGCAGAUUCCGCCUCUACUGUGUUGGAUGGCACUGAAGACUACCUCAUUCUGGCCUGCGAUGGCUUCUAUGACACCGUGAACCCUGACGAGGCAGUAAAAGUUGUAUCUGACCACCUGAAGGAGAACAAUGGAGACAGCAGCAUGGUUGCCCACAAAUUGGUGGCGUCAGCUCGUGAUGCUGGGUCCAGUGAUAACAUCACUGUCAUUGUGGUAUUCCUGAGGGACAUGAACAAAGCUGUAAAUGUUAGUGAGGAAUCAGAUUGGACAGAGAACUCUUUUCAAGGAGGGCAAGAAGAUGGUGGGGAUGAUAAGGAGAAUCAUGGAGAGUGCAAGCGGCCUUGGCCUCAGCACCAGUGCUCAGCACCAGCCGACCUAGGCUAUGAGGGGCGCGUGGAUUCAUUCACUGAUAGAACUAGCCUGAGCCCAGGGUCCCAAAUCGACGUGCUGGAAGCCCCAGGCUACCUAGAUCUCACACAAAUAGAAGCAAGCAAACCUCACAGUGCUCAGUUUUUGCCACCAGUUGAGAUGUUUGGUCCUAGCGCGAUAAUGGAGAAAAAAUCAGUUCAAUCAUCAUUGCCUGAACGGAGUGGUCUUGGAGUGUUUCCUUCUUCCUUUAAUGUGCGUUCAACAGGGCAGCAGAUAGACAGAAUGGAGAGUCUGUCUCCCGUCUGCUCUAGGUUGGAAAAUGAACAGCUCAAAUUCCCAGGAAAGAGAGUUUCUAGAUUAUCUCAUUUACGCUAUCACUACUCAAAGAGGCGGCAUGGAUUCAGGUUUAAUCUAAAGUUUAAUUCAUUCCUCUCUGCUCAAGAGCCUUCCUACAAAGUAGGCACUAGCCUGUCCUCACUCAUUCGAAGUGGAAAGAGAAAUAGGAUGUUAAGAAGUUCUCUGCCAUGGAGGCAAAACAGUUGGAAAGAGUACAAUGAAAACAUGAGGAAACUCAGAAAGAGUAAUGAUAUUACACACCUAGGUCUUCCUGGGAGCUGUAAAAUAUAAUACGUUCUUUAGAGUAGGUUAGCUAGCUCUCCCCCGGUAGAAACACCACUGUCAGAGUAGAAACAAGGUAGGCAUUUCUGAAAUACGUGUUCACUAUGAAACCAUGGAUGGCUCUAUUCUUAAAUGUAAAUAGAUAUCUAGAAAACUCGAGUAUUUUCAAUUUAAAUAAAAGUAUUGGUGGUUUCACUAGCGAAAUUACACAACCCGUGAUAUAUCUCCACAUCUACAUACAAGCCCACCCCCCGCCUCUCACACCACUAGUGGAAGCUUGUGAAUUUCUUAUUUUUGUCAGGAUGUAGUGUUGAAAUCUCAACGCAGUUGAAAUCUGGUCUGAUGUGCCUAAUAUUAUCUUUGCAAAACUUAAUGCAGACUUACGAUUUAGUUGGGGAAAUGUUCCUCAAAAGACUUGAGGGGGAACCCUUUACCCCCCCUUUUUUGGUAAGACUAAAAGCCAUAUGGGUUUUAACUGGUAACAAUGAAAGUAAAACCUAGUAUAAAAAUGUCAUAUUCUCAGGCUUGUGAGGCGGCAUAUAGUAAAAGAUUUACUGUUUUUUUUUCCUGUAACAUAAAAGACAGUAUUUUUUUGAAUUAAGUAUUUCCUAGGGCUGUAGCUAUUUGGGAGUUUCAUAAUCUGUUAUGGUGCUUUCAGUGGAAUUUUUAUUAUUUGUCAUUUUAGAAGACCUUUGUCAACUGGUUUUAACCUAUGAUGCUAACAUGUUUUUCACUGUACCUUCAUCUCAGGAAUAAAACUGGUUUAAUGGAGAUGAUGUCAGGUACAAAUACACUAGAAUCAGAUUGCCAUUUAAAAAGAAAAUUGAAUAGCAUUCCUAUUUUUUCUGCCUUUAAUAAAAAGUCCCAGACAGCAGAGGCAUAGGAGGGGGAACCCCCAAACCAAGAAUUUAUUAAAAGUUGUAUACUUAUUCGUAUAUGUUUUAAAAUUACAUUUUAUUGAUUAUGCUAUUACAAUUGCCCCAAUUUUCUCCCUUUGCCCUACUCCACCCAGCAGCUCCCAACUUUGUUCAUGUCCACGGGUCACAUGUAGAAGUUCUUUGGCUCCUCCAUUUCUAUACUGUACUUUACGCAUCCCCAUGGCUGUUCUGUGGCCAACAGUUUGGACUUCUUAAAACCCUCACCUCUUUACCCAGUCCUCCAAACCCUCCUCCCAUCUGACAACCAUCAAAAUGCUCUCUGAAUCCAUGAUUCUUUGUUCUUGUUUGCUUAGAUUGUUGACAGGUAUGUAUUUGUUGCCAUUUUAUUUGUUCAUAGUUUUGAUGUUUUUCUUAAGUAAUUCCCUCUAACAAUUUGUGUAAUAAUGGUUUGGUGAUGAUGAACUCUUUUAGUUUGUCUGGGAAACUCUUCAUCUGCCCUUCAAUUCUAAAUGAUAGCUUUGCUGGGUAGAGUAGUCUUGGAUGUAGGUCCCUCCUUUUCAUGACUUUGAAUAUUUCUUGCCAAUCACUUCUAGUUUCCAAAGUUUCUUUUGAGAAAUCAGCUGACAGUCUUAUGGGAACUCUUUUGUAGGUAACUUCUUUAAUCUUGCUGCUUUUAAGAUUUUAUCUUUAACCUUUGGCAUUGUAAUUACGAUGUGUCUUAGAGUGGGCCUCUUUGCAUUCACCUUGUUUGGGACUCUGCUCUUCCUGGACUUGCAUGUCCUUUUCCUUCACCAAAAUUAGGGAAGUUUUCUGUAUUUUUUCAAAUAGAUUUCCAAAUUCUUGCUUUCUCUUCUUCUGGCACCAUGAUGCGAAUGUUGGAACACUUGAAGUUGUCUCAGAGGCUCCUUACACUACCCUUGUUUUUUUGGCUUCUUUACUUCUUGUUUUGGUUAUUUUCUGCUUCCUUAUAUUCCAAAUCAUUGAUUCUCAGCUUUAUCCACUCUACUGUUGACUCCCUGUAAUAUGUUAUUUCAAUUAGUGUAUCUUUCAUUUCUGACUGAAUCUUUUUUAUGCUGUUGAGGUACCAAGUUCCUUGAGCAUCCUUAUAAUCAGUGUUUUGAAGUCUGUAUCUGAUAAAUUGCUUAUUUCCCUUUUAUUUAGUUCUUUUUCGGGAGAUCUUUUUUUUUCAUUUGGGCCAUGUUCCCUUGUCUCAUUUUGGCAGCCUCCCUGUUUGUUUCUAUGUAUCAGGGAGAACUGCUAUGUCUCUGUUUUGGUAGUAGGGUGUAAUGUAGUAGUAUCCUGUACGGUCCAGUGGCACAGCCUCCCCUAUCACCCAAGCUGGGUGCUCAAGGUGCACCCUUCAUGUGGGCUGAGUAUACCCUCCUCCUGUAGUUGAGUCUUGAUUGCUGUUGGCAGGUCAAUGGGAGGGAUUUACCCAGGCCAGUCAGCUGCAGGGACUGGCUGUGCCUAGUGACCCCCAACCUCCUCCCUCUGUGGAGGGACUGCCGUGCAGGAGCAGGGUGGUGACACUCCACCGUGGUCUGUAGCUGUCCACUGGGUACACAGGCUUUGGGGUUCCCCAGUGGUGCAGGCCAAGGUGAGACCCAGUUAUGUUCUGCCUGGGGCCACCCACCAUGAGCUACAAAGCAAUCUGCAGAUGGCUGCUCUUUGUGCUGGGCUUGGAAGUUCCCAGGUAAAGCCAAGCUGUGAAACUUGACUGGCUGCUGCUAGUGUGGGGCCUAGGGCCACUUAGCAAGAGGUACAGGGGCAGGGGCUCACUGAGGCUGGCUUGUGCUCUCCUGAAUGGAUUUAAGAUGUGAAGCAUGAGCCAAGACCAGCCAUUCAUAUGGAAAAGCCACUGUUAACAGAAUUGGGUGGGGCAGGGCCUCAGGGAAGCACCAGGGCAGGGCAGGGCAAACAUUAGCCAGGUUGAUGGAGUCUCAGAUAUGGUUCCUGCCAGCCAGCUCUGUGGUUCUGUGGGAAGAGGGCUCAGAAAAGGAAUAGUGGUCUCUGCCCACUGUUCUUUCUGGGAAAAGGCAGUCCCCCAGAUCUCACCCUGAAGCCUGACACUUUAGUUCCUCCCCAUAUGCCACUGGUGCCUUUCAAGCUGCUUCCCUGGUGCUGGAGCUCAGAGGGAGUCUUAAGUCUGUGUGUGGGUUCUUUGAGAGGAACUGCUUGGAAAUCUAGCAGUUUCUUCCAUUGGCUCAGUCCCCACUGGUUUUUACAGCCAGAACUUAUGGGGAUUUACCUUCCUGGCACUGGAACCCUGGGCUGGGGUGCCUGGUGUGGGGCUGGAACCCCUCACUCCCAGUAUAUCCCUCCCAAAUUUUUAUCCACCACACAUGGUUUAGGGACCAGCCCGUUCCAUGUCUCUACCCCUCCUACCAGUCUGGAUGGAUGUGGGUUGUUUAAUUCCACAGUUGUCAGACUUCCACUCAACUUGAUUUCUGACGGUUAUGAGUGAUGAUCUAUAGUUUAGUUGUGAUUUUGGUUGUGUGAGGAGGCAAGCUGUGUUUACCUACACCUCCAUCCUGACCGGAAUUCUCUAUUCUUAAUGUGUAAACUUCAGUUACCGUCAAAGUACUCUUCAUUUGUAGUACUCUACACCUAUCAAGACUUUUUCCACUGCUCAGAAAAGUUUCUGAACUCAUUGAUUUUGAUGCCUUUUAGUACUUCUGCUGGCAAAAUGUUUCUGUUUGAGGACCUUUUUCAUCUGGGAGAACAAACAGGUGCUAGGGGCAGACUGGGUGACUAGGGAGGGUGGGGCACAAGGGUUAGGCCAUUUUCAGUCAGAAACUGCUGAACACUCAGCUCAGUGCAGACAGGUGUGCUCAUAUCACCCAUCAUGAAAUAGGUAAGUGCAUUGAAAGAGUUUUUGAAAAAUUUCACUGAAGCUGAAUGCAGCUUCUCACAAGGCCAGCUAGCACACUGACGCAGAUGGGUUCCUCGAAUACUCACCUGGUGGGGGAAGCCCAAACUAGAGGAGGCCCGUCCUCCAGAAGAUAAUUCUGGUUUUGUGCCCCCUGUUGCAAAAAUAAGUGGUUUUGGAAAGUGAAAAAUACUAGUUUCAACUUCUCUAUAACUGUUCCCCACAAGGGGAUGCACUGGUGUGAGGGGCUCAAAGCACUGGCUAAAGUGAGCCCAGAGGCCAAGCGCAAGGGGGACGACAGAUGGCUGAGAGCGAGGUCUGCUUGGCUGGAAACGGAGAACACCCCUGUUACAUGCAACUUCAGACUGCAGAGCUAGGACACGGGUUUCUCAGCUCUAUAUUUAUUUGUACUCGAUAUUUUAAAAUGAUCUCUUUGCCAUUUUUGUAGUUUCAAGUUAGAGGCAUAUCCUCAACUAAAUACAGCAAAUAAACUAACAAUCAGGUUCAUUCAGUGAAGCAGCCUCUGAAUCUGAGGUGCAUGAAUGUCUCCACAUGACACUUUACCCUUCCUGGUCAACCACAGACCAGCCGCGUCACUGGACAGGAUGCGCCUGCCGUAGUGCUCAUCACUGACACCAUCAGGGGCACUGAGUGCUCUUGCUGCCUAACAUGUAUGUUUCCACAUAACAAUACAAAUACUUGAUGUCCCCAGAUCCGUAAUGGAGGACUAAAAUUCCUGGAUUUUAAAAAUGGGACUGUAGCAUUCUUUGGGUAAAAACUUUCACUUUAGCAAUGACCAGAUCAUUAAUCUACAGAGUGUAUUUAAAAAAUUUGGAUCUAAGUAGAGAUUUUCAGUACUUGUUUUCUUUUGAGUUUGAAGCCACUUCUUUUCUCAAGGCUUGUGACACAGGCUGAAAAUGAGUCAACAUGGCCCCAACUAUAGGACAGAACCAUCUCACCAGCCAGAGGCUUCACCCCACACACAGACCUCGCGCACACCUUUCAUUUCCUGAAGUCUAGAUCUUGUUAAUAACCCAUCAGGUGCAGUGUCAAUUUCAAAUAAAAUUAUCCAAUAAGGAAACAAGAAAACAGCAGAAUAUUAGUAUAUUACAGUCCAGAGCAUUUAGCUAAGUUAAAAAAAAUAUUUUAAAGAUUCCCCACACUUAUCUAUAGCUAAUGUUUUUUAUCAGAAGAAAGAAAGUGAAAGGAAAGGAGGUACAAGUGAUGGGGUUUUUUUUCCAGUUGGGAAGAAAUGGUUGGAUGGAAUUGGGAUGAACACAGACCACAUCUUCAAGGGUCUGCGUCUUGUAGGUCUGACUACAUAAGCAGUGUGAACUCCAUUCUCAUACCAGUAGCCCUCUAGAAAAUAAAGCAAAGUAGUACUAGUAUGAUCAAGUUGUAACAACAUUGUAAAAAAUAGCAAAUUUUCAUUUGUCCACAACAUGCAUAUUUAUAUAGUUAGGUACCAUUUGUAAGGUAAUUCCUUUAAAAUUCUAGAAUACAUAUUCAAGUAGUGGUUAUUGGUCUGAUAUAUGCUGCUCUUGGUUCUAUAAACUAGAUAAAAGCAGUGCUUUGUGAAAUGCAGUGUUAUAUCUUAAUGCCACUGGUGAUAGAAAGUAGUUCCCUUCAGUUCAAAUCCUGUGCCCUAUUUGCUGCUUGCUGAUGUAAGCAAUAAGUACCCUCUAAUGGUUUCUACACAUUUCUGUAACUUGUACUUAAUGAUGGUGUAUCUGGUGAUUGUAAAAAUAUUAGAUAGAUAUAAAAGUAUCUAUAUAAUAUAUAUUAACUGUUAAUGCUGAGGUAUAGUCUGUGAAUUAUGUGUUUUGUACUUUUACUCACUGUAAUUUAGUGGUGGUGAAAGUUCUACACUCAGUCUUUUAAGAGUGGCAGUAUCCCUUUUUGAAUUUAAAAUGAUCUGCAUCAACUUGUUUGCCUGCUGAAGUUUUGUUAGAAUAGGAAAUAGUAAAACAAACAUAAACAAGAAAGUAUAGUACUGGUUAGGGAAAUACACUUUGUCACCAAGUGAAGUAAUUACAACUCCUUGUACAUUCACUGUGAGUCUCAAAGGGAAUCAGCCCCUCAUUUACUGACUUCCUGGAUGGGUACUGUUAAGGGAGACCUGAAGUUAAGCAGCAGUGUUGCACCAAACGUCCCAUCCCCAUUAGGUCCGUACUAAAGAGGAUGGAGAAACACACAUGUAUGUAUAUUUUCUUUCCCGAGAAGUGCCAUCCAUUUUCCUAGAAUUAACAAAAUUAAAAUUACUGUUGCAUUUAAGAGGAUCCUUGAAAGUAACCCCUUUUCCAGGGACAAUGUCAACAAUGUUAGUGUCAACACUGAGUCUGGUUCUGACCACAUUUAUAGUGGUACAAUGUCUGUGUGGUGGUAUAACGUCACACUGCAUCUCCACGACAACCACACUGCAUUGUUGGAACACUGCCGGUAAGCAGUGCCGUAUCCAACAGGCGGAUGAAAGUGAUGCAGAAAGAUGGUCAGUGUUUACUUCCUUCCCCAUCAAAGGCUGGUCGAGGCUUUGUACGAAAGUGGUCUAAAACAUCAUUUUGAUGUUUAGACAUAAUUUCGUCACUCAGUGAUCAUUCUCACUUAAGCAAGGCCAUAAAAGGUGAUAGGACGCCCCCCCCCCUUCUAUUCUCACCUGUGAACAGCUUGGAUGGUUUUUUCAAGAUAAGAUACCGCCAGUAUUAUAACAUGACUGUUUUCCAAACAAAUGGUACUGUGUGCAAAAAUAACUGUUACUUCCUCUAGCAGCAUUUUAUCUCCUGUUUUGAGGAUUGUUUACUGUAGUAAUUAGAAAAUACGACGUGAGAUAGGACCUCCAGACUGACACAGCAAUUGUGCUGGGAAAGGAACGACUCUGAUGGACUCUGAUGUGUUAGGUAACCCAGAUACACCGCUGGUAACUCCCCACAGAUGCUCUCCGGUGAGGGACGGGCUGUGUUCUCUUGUUCAUGACCCUUCUCUGCAAAGAAUUCUCUACAGAGUGAAGCGAAUGAAGUAAAUCAUUCCUUGCCCAGUAAAUUUACCAAUUUAUGAACCUCUACAUCUCACUUUUGAGUUCAGUUGUAAAUGUGAAGGAUCCUUCGUAUUUUAUUAAAACUGUUCCUUCAGGUAAGAAGUAUGUUGAAAUUUUGCCACUAUCUUAAUAAACCCAACAAUUUAAAGCCACUA